GUCUUCACGUUCUCGUGGCGCGGCGCAGGCGCACUGGGUCCUCGGCGCGGACCGCGCAGACUGAAUAAUAAAAGGGGAGCGGCGAAGAGGCAGGAAGACAGGACCAUGUCGAAGGGCCCCGGGCCCGGCGGCUCCGCAGCUUCCUCGGCGCCCCCGGCCGCUACCGCUCAGGUGCUGCAGGCACAGCCCGAGAAACCGCAGCACUACACGUACCUGAAGGAAUUCCGCACGGAGCAGUGCCCACUCUUUGUGCAACACAAAUGCACGCAGCAUCGGCCCUACACCUGCUUCCACUGGCACUUCGUGAACCAGCGGCGCCGCCGGUCCAUCCGCCGUCGGGACGGCACCUUCAAUUACAGCCCCGACGUCUACUGCACCAAGUAUGACGAGGCUACAGGCCUCUGCCCGGAGGGCGACGAGUGCCCAUUCCUGCACAGAACCACAGGGGACACUGAGCGCAGAUACCACCUUCGUUACUACAAAACUGGAAUCUGCAUCCACGAGACAGACUCGAAAGGCAACUGCACCAAAAACGGCCUGCACUGCGCUUUCGCCCAUGGGCCCCAUGACCUCCGCUCCCCUGUCUACGACAUCAGGGAGCUUCAGGCCAUGGAGGCCUUGCAGAAUGGUCAGACCACGGUAGAGGGGAGCAUAGAGGGCCAGUCGGCCGGGGCAGCGAGCCACGCCAUGAUAGAAAAGAUCCUCAGCGAGGAGCCUCGGUGGCAAGAGACUGCUUAUGUGCUGGGGAACUAUAAGACGGAACCUUGCAAGAAGCCCCCGCGGCUGUGCCGCCAAGGCUAUGCCUGUCCCUACCACCACAACAGCAAGGACCGGCGGCGGAGCCCCCGGAAGCACAAAUACAGGUCGUCUCCAUGUCCAAACGUCAAGCACGGGGAUGAGUGGGGAGACCCCGGCAAAUGUGAGAAUGGAGAUGCCUGCCAGUACUGCCACACCCGCACCGAGCAACAGUUCCACCCCGAGAUCUACAAGUCCACCAAGUGCAACGACAUGCAGCAGUCGGGCAGCUGUCCCCGAGGACCCUUCUGCGCCUUUGCCCACGUAGAACAGCCACCCCUAAGUGACGACCUGCAGCCUUCCUCAGCUGUGUCCAGCCCCACCCAGCCGGGUCCUGUCCUGUACAUGCCGUCUGCCGCUGGAGACUCGGUGCCUGUGAGCCCCUCCAGCCCGCAUGCCCCUGACCUCAGUGCCCUCCUCUGUAGAAACAGCAGCCUAGGCAGCCCAUCUAACCUCUGCGGCUCCCCGCCCAGCUCCAUCAGGAAGCCCCCAAACCUGGAGGGCAUUGUCUUCCCUGGGGAGUCUGGCCUGGCCCCUGGCAGCUAUAAGAAAGCUCCUGGCUUCGAGAGGGAAGACCAGGUGGGAGCCGAGUACCUGAAAAAUUUCAAAUGCCAGGCCAAAUUAAAACCUCACUCACUAGAGCCCAGGAGUCAAGAGCAGCCUCUGCUUCAGCCCAAACAGGACAUGCUGGGCAUUCUCCCCGCAGGCAGCCCCCUGACCUCAAGCAUCUCUUCUAGCAUCACCUCCAGCCUGGCAGCUACCCCCCCUAGCCCAGUGGGCACCAGCAGCAUCCCUGGCAUGAAUGCAAAUGCUCUCCCCUUCUACCCUACCAGCGACACGGUAGAGUCCGUCAUAGAGUCUGCUUUGGAUGACCUGGACCUGAAUGAGUUUGGUGUGGCUGCCCUGGAGAAGACUUUCGAUAACAGCACGGUGCCCCACCCAGGAAGCAUCACCAUUGGCGGCAGCUUGCUACAGAGCUCUGCGCCCGUGAACAUCCCCGGCUCCCUGGGCAGCUCUGCCUCCUUCCACUCAGCGUCCCCAUCCCCUCCCGUCAGCCUUUCCUCGCAUUUCCUGCAGCAGCCCCAGGGCCACCUGAGCCAGUCGGAAAAUACAUUUUUGGGGACCUCAGCAUCACAUGGAUCUUUGGGUCUGAAUGGGAUGAACAGCAGCAUCUGGGAACAUUUUGCCUCUGGAAGCUUCUCCCCGGGCACUUCCCCCGCCUUCCUGUCAGGGCCAGGGGCUGCUGAGCUGGCCCGGCUUCGGCAAGAGCUGGAUGAAGCUAAUAGCACCAUCAAGCAGUGGGAGGAGUCCUGGAAGCAGGCCAAACAGGCUUGUGACGCCUGGAAGAAGGAGGCAGAGGAGGCUGGUGAGCGGGCCAGCGCGGCGGGUGCUGAGUGUGAGCUCGCCCGGGAACAGAGGGACGCCCUGGAGGUGCAGGUGAAGAAGCUCCAGGAGGAGCUAGAGCGGCUACACACAGGGCCCGAGCCCCAGGCCCUGCCCGCCUUCUCCGACCUGGAGGCACUGUCUCUCUCCACCCUCUACUCCCUCCAGAAGCAGCUGCGGGCCCACCUGGAGCAAGUGGACAAGGCCGUAUUCCACAUGCAGUCAGUGAAAUGCCUUAAGUGUCAGGAACAGAAGCGGGCGGUGCUGCCAUGCCAACAUGCUGCGCUGUGUGAGCUCUGCGCCGAGGGCAGCGAGUGCCCCAUCUGCCAGCCCGGCCGGGCCCACGCCCUCCAGUCGUGACCCUGCAGGCCUGGCCCAGCCUGGCUCAGAUCUUCUCAUCUAGGACUUUUUAAAGUAUAUAUAUAUACACGAGUAUAUAUA
Molecule: messenger RNA, 2619 nt
Organism: Cebus imitator (Panamanian white-faced capuchin)
Lineage: Eukaryota; Metazoa; Chordata; Mammalia; Primates; Cebidae
Gene: UNK
Product: unk zinc finger
Exons: 16
Coding region: 106-2538 (810 amino acids)
Biological process (GO): cell morphogenesis involved in neuron differentiation
Molecular function (GO): metal ion binding; mRNA CDS binding
Source: RefSeq, a predicted model, not a curated record